This is a messenger RNA of Pochonia chlamydosporia 170, 885 nucleotides long. RefSeq names its product protein kinase-like protein. NCBI's taxonomy places the organism in Eukaryota, Fungi, Ascomycota, Sordariomycetes, Hypocreales, Clavicipitaceae. The transcript has a single exon. Bases 1 to 885 code for a protein of 294 amino acids. The record is from RefSeq and is a predicted model, not a curated record.
AUGAAAAUAUGCCAAGACGCACGACAUGUAUUUAAGCAUGUCGUUCCAGAAACCAUAUAUAUCGGAUCAUUCAACGGGACUGCCACACCUGGAAAUGUCCACGAUCCGCCAUUACUACACAUCUACCUCAUUGAGAAAUUACCAGGCGUUCCACUCAGCAGCGUGCUACAAAAUCGGAGUAUUCACAGCAAGUCAUUCCGGCAACAUCUCAUCCAAGAUCUAGCACGUAUAUUCGCAACGUCAUGCCAUCACCGCAUCCUCCCUGCUCAUCCUCACGCAAAGGGCCGUAUCGGGUCCUCCCUCCAUCAACGGGUUGACCUCCUCACAACCAUGUCGGAUGUCCAGCUCGCAAGUGAGGCGCAAGCCGUCCGGGACUACUUACCUCGUAUUGAGCAACUGCCCUGGUGUUUAACCCACGGGGACCUCAUCCCGAGUAAUAUCAUGGUUGACCCGGACACGGGCCACAUCACAGGGCUGCUGGACUGGGCGGAGGGCGAGUGGUUACCUUUGGGGGUGGGAAUGUAUGCCGUUGAUGAGUGUCUGGGGAGGGAUGAUCCCGACAAGGGGUUUUUGUAUUUCGAAGACCAUGAGGAGUUGAGGAUGGUGUUUUGGCAGACGUUUUUGGGACUUUGUGAGUGUACAGCGAUUGAUGAUGGUUUUAAGGCGGUGGAGGUGGAAAUGGCGCGGAGGUUGGGGGUGCUGCUCUGGAGGGGGAUAGCGUUUGAUAAUGGGAGACUGGAUCGGUUAGUUGAGGAGGGGAGGGAUGAUGUAGAGAUGGGAAAGUUGAGGGUUUUGCUGGAUGCGCCGAGUGUGCUGAGUCUGUUGACGGUUGGCCAAGUUGAGCAUGUGAAGGAUGUCGAGGGUUGCUGUUUGACAAAGGUGUAG